CAGAACCUCAAAUCUCGAUUAAACUAGUUAAUGAAGUCUUCUCUUAAUAAGGAAAUCUGCCUCUUCCACCAUUCCCAAUCACUUUAUAUGUCCCCUCGACCUGCUUCAGUCUCCCUCUUCCCCAGCAAGAAUGUAUUCAUAGCUGUUAUCUCUCGCUGAACACACCAAUAGAGAGAGAGAGAGAGAGAGAGAGAGAGAGAGAGAGAGAGAGAGAGCGAGAGAGUGAAAGAGAAAGAGUGAGUGAAAGAGAAAGAGUUAUUGUCUGCAACAAUCUAUCUUCUUGAGCAAAGGAUAACAAGCAAGUGGCUUUUGGUAGCUGCUGUGGUGUUCUCUUUGCGGGUGAUGUCUGAGAAGGUGAAGAAGUACCUCGUUGUGGUGGUCGGAAGAGAGGUUUGACCGUUUGAGGGGGAAGGGGAGGGAGGAGAGGGGAGGGUGGAAAGGGAUGAGCAACAGAGGGGUCUUCACGCCGGCACAAUGGCAGGAGUUGGAGCACCAGGCGUUGAUAUUCAAGUAUCUGAUGGCGGGAAUUCCAGUGCCUCCUGAUCUUGUUGUGCCGAUUCGGAGGAGUUUGGAGUCGAUAUCAGCCAGAUUCUUCCACCAACAAACCACGGGUUGGAGCUCAUUUUAUGGGAAGAAGUCGGACCCAGAGCCUGGAAGGUGCCGGAGAACUGAUGGGAAGAAGUGGAGGUGUUCAAAGGAUGCUUAUCCUGAUUCAAAAUACUGUGAGCGGCACAUGCACAGAGGCCGCAAUCGUUCAAGAAAGCCUGUGGAAACGCAAACCAUCUCACAGUCAUCGACUGUGACUUCACUUGCUGCUGCUGGUGGUACCAGUUUCCAGAGCCUGCCAUUGCACUCCAUCAAUAGUUCCCAAGAGCCUAGUCCUGGAAGUGCUACUUCACAGAUGCAAGUGCAGCCUGGAACAUAUGGGAUCGGUAACAAAGAGUUUAGGUAUCUUCCAGGACUGAAAGAUGAAACUGAUGAGCAUAGUUUCUUUGCUGAAGCAUCAGGAAGUUCAAGGAGCUUUAGAAUGGAUUCAUCUCUCGAUAGUUCUUGGCCCUGCAUGCCCUCUAGAGUCAAUUCGUUUCCUCCAUCGAAGCAAAGGAGUGGGUCCCUAUUGCAGAGCAAUUAUUCUCAGCUACAGGCACUGGAGGAUCUUGGUUCUACAACCAUUGCCUCUGCACUUUCAAAGCAGCAUCAACCACAACAUUGCUUCCUUGGCAGCAAUCUUGGUGCCAUUGAAUCUAUAAAAGCUAACAGGGAAUCUGAAGGCCAAUGUCUACGGCCCUUUUUUGAUGAGUGGCCCAGAACAAGGGAUUCAUGGUCUGAUUUGGAGGAUGACAGAUCUAACAGAGCCUCUUUCUCAACUACCCAGCUUUCCAUUUCAAUCCCUAUGUCUUCGUCUGACUUCUCUGGGACAAGUUCUCGUUCUCCAAAUGGUUAAUGUGUCUGAUAAUGCAUGCUUGCAUCAUGGGGUUAAUGUGUAUUUUCACUAUUGCUGUGUCCUUCCAUAGAGAUGAUUGAAGAUGACACCAUGGCGGUGUGGUAUCAAGAAAACAGAGGAUCUGAUUGGGCAAAAUUACAGAAUGGAUCCUUUUACUUGAGUCCUGAUUUUGUCUGUCCGUUAGUUUUGCUUUUGUGUUUGGAUUGCUUUAACAACUCUUUGUUAAACCUUUUUAAUAGUGAUAGGGAGUAUAAUGUCUCCGGUUUGGCCUUAAAUUUGCUUAUGCCAUGGAUAAACAUCGCCAAACAUUCUGUAAAAGAUGGUGAAAAAAUCAUAUCGAGCCUUUCCUUGAGAAUGUA
Messenger RNA from Nymphaea colorata (pocket water lily), 1800 nucleotides. Its product is annotated as growth-regulating factor 4-like. The record is from RefSeq and is a predicted model, not a curated record. NCBI's taxonomy places the organism in Eukaryota, Viridiplantae, Streptophyta, Magnoliopsida, Nymphaeales, Nymphaeaceae. Gene Ontology annotation, molecular function: ATP binding. Bases 443 to 1441 code for a protein of 332 amino acids. The transcript has 3 exons. Gene Ontology annotation, cellular component: nucleus. Gene Ontology annotation, biological process: developmental process; regulation of DNA-templated transcription; DNA-templated transcription.